This is a messenger RNA of Polyodon spathula (Mississippi paddlefish), 3475 nucleotides long. RefSeq lists its product as uncharacterized. The coding region runs from base 40 to 3330 and encodes 1096 amino acids. The transcript has 17 exons. The record is from RefSeq and is a predicted model, not a curated record. NCBI's taxonomy places the organism in Eukaryota, Metazoa, Chordata, Actinopteri, Acipenseriformes, Polyodontidae.
GUUGGAACUGGAUGUCGUUUUACACGUCUCCAUUAAAGGAUGAAGAUGAUUUAUCUAUUCUGGUUGGUGGGUCUCUGCCUUGCUCGUGCCUGCCAGAGAUUUCCUGAUGAGGUCAAUCUAGCUCUUCAGGGGACUGCAGACCAGUCAUCUCUGGGUCAUGAUGAUGGAUUAGCUUCACAUGCCAUUGAUGGGAACCAUGACAGUAUCUACAGUAAAAACAGCUGCACCCACACCAAAGCUGACUCCACCUCCUGGUGGAGAGUGGACCUCAAGGACACCUAUGAGAUCUCCACUGUGAUCAUCACCAACAGGGCAGACUGCUGCCAUGAGCGCCUUCAAGGGGCUGAACUACGUAUUGGAGACUCACCUGAUGGUUCCAAAAAUGUCAGAUGUGGAACUAUAACUUCAACCGCUCCAGGAUCAGUCCAUACCAUCUGCUGCAAUGGGUUGAAAGGCCGUUAUGUGAAUGUUGUUCUCCGUGGAAAAAGCCAGUAUCUGACCCUGUGUGAAGUGGAGGUCUUCGGAGUGCCAAAGCAAGAUCCAACACCUGAGUGCAAACGCAAACCUAACGAGGUCAAUCUAGCUCUUCAGGGGACUGCAGACCAGUCAUCUCUGGGUCGUGAUGAUGGAUUAGCUUCACAUGCCAUUGAUGGGAACCAUGACAGUAUCUACAGUAAAAACAGCUGCACCCACACCAACGCAGACUCCACCUCCUGGUGGAGAGUGGACCUCAAGGACACCUAUGAGAUCUCCACUGUGAUCAUCACCAACAGGGCAGACUGCUGCCACGAGCGCCUUCAAGGGGCCGAACUACGUAUUGGAGACUCGCCUGAUGGUUCCAAAAAUGUCAGAUGUGGAACUAUAACUUCAACCGCUCCAGGAUCAGUCCAUACCAUCUGCUGCAAUGGGUUGAAAGGCCGUUAUGUGAAUGUUGUUCUCCGUGGAAAAAGCCAGUAUCUGACCCUGUGUGAAGUGGAGGUCUUCGGAGUGCCAAAGCAAGAUCCAACACCUGAGUGCAAACGCAAACCUAACGAGGUCAAUCUAGCUCUUCAGGGGACUGCAGACCAGUCAUCUCUGGGUCAUGAUGAUGGAUUAGCUUCACAUGCCAUUGAUGGGAACCAUGACAGUAUCUACAGUAAAAACAGCUGCACCCACACCAACGCUGACUCCACCUCCUGGUGGAGAGUGGACCUCAAGGACACCUAUGAGAUCUCCACUGUGAUCAUCACCAACAGGGCAGACUGCUGCCACGAGCGCCUUCAAGGGGCCGAACUACGUAUUGGAGACUCGCCUGAUGGUUCCAAAAAUGUCAGAUGUGGAACUAUAACUUCAACCGCUCCAGGAUCAGUCCAUACCAUCUGCUGCAAUGGGUUGAAAGGCCGUUAUGUGAAUGUUGUUCUCCGUGGAAAAAGCCAGUAUCUGACCCUGUGUGAAGUGGAGGUCUUCGGAGUGCCAAAGCAACAUCCAACACCUGAGUGCAAACGCAAACCUAACGAGGUCAAUCUAGCUCUUCAGGGGACUGCAGACCAGUCAUCUCUGGGUCGUGAUGAUGGAUUAGCUUCACAUGCCAUUGAUGGGAACCAUGACAGUAUCUACAGUAAAAACAGCUGCACCCACACCAACGCUGACUCCACCUCCUGGUGGAGAGUGGACCUCAAGGACACCUAUGAGAUCUCCACUGUGAUCAUCACCAACAGGGCAGACUGCUGCCAUGAGCGCCUUCAAGGGGCCGAACUACGUAUUGGAGACUCGCCUGAUGGUUCCAAAAAUGUCAGAUGUGGAACUAUAACUUCAACCGCUCCAGGAUCAGUCCAUACCAUCUGCUGCAAUGGGUUGAAAGGCCGUUAUGUGAAUGUUGUUCUCCCUGGAAAAAGCCAGUAUCUGACCCUGUGUGAAGUGGAGGUCUUCGGAGUGCCAAAGCAAGAUCCAACACCUGAGUGCAAACGCAAACCUAACGAGGUCAAUCUAGCUCUUCAGGGGACUGCAGACCAGUCAUCUCUGGGUCAUGAUGAUGGAUUAGCUUCAAAUGCCAUUGAUGGGAACCAUGACAGUAUCUACAGUAAACAGAGCUGCACCCACACCAACGCAGACUCCACCUCCUGGUGGAGAGUGGACCUCAAGGACACCUAUGAGAUCUCCACUGUGAUCAUCACCAACAGGGCAGACUGCUGCCACGAGCGCCUUCAAGGGGCCGAACUACGUAUUGGAGAUUCGGCUGAUGUUUCCAAAAAUGCCAGAUGUGGAACUAUAACUUCAACCGCUCCAGGAUCAAUCCAUACCAUCUGCUGCAAUGGGUUGAAAGGCCGUUAUGUGAAUGUUGUUCUCCCUGGAAAAAGCCAGUAUCUGACCCUGUGUGAAGUGGAGGUCUUCGGAGUGCCAAAGCAAGAUCCAACACCUGAGUGCAAACGCAAACCUAACGAGGUCAAUCUAGCUCUUCAGGGGACUGCAGACCAGUCAUCUCUGGGUCAUGAUGAUGGAUUAGCUUCACAUGCCAUUGAUGGGAACCAUGACAGUAUCUACAGUAAACAUAGCUGCACCCACACCAACGCUGACUCCACCUCCUGGUGGAGAGUGAACCUCAAGGACACCUAUGAGAUCUCCACUGUGAUCAUCACCAACAGGGCAGACUGCUGCCACGAGCGCCUUCAAGGGGCCGAACUACGUAUUGGAGAUUCGGCUGAUGUUUCCAAAAAUGCCAGAUGUGGAACUAUAACUUCAACCGCUCCAGGAUCAGUCCAUACCAUCUGCUGCAAUGGGUUGAAAGGCCGUUAUGUGAAUGUUGUUCUCCCUGGAAAAAGCCAGUAUCUGACCCUGUGUGAAGUGGAGGUCUUCGGAGUGCCAAAGCAAGAUCCAACACCUGAGUGCAAACGCAAACCUAACGAGUUCAAUGUAGCUCUGCAGGGGACUGCAGACCAGUCAUCUCUAGGUCAUGAUGAUGGAUUAGCUUCACAUGCCAUUGAUGGGAAUCAUGACAGUAUCUACAGUAAAAACAGCUGCACCCACACCAACGCUGACUCCACCUCCUGGUGGAGAGUGGACCUCAAGGACACCUAUGAGAUCUCCACUGUGAUCAUCACCAACAGGGCAGACUGCUGCCAUGAGCGCCUUCAAGGGGCCGAACUACGCAUUGGAGACUCGCCUGAUGUUUCCAAAAAUGCCAGAUGUGGUGUCGUCACUGUUACCGCCCCAGGGUCUGUGCACACAUUUUGCUGCGAUGGGCUGGUGGGGCGCUACGUGACCAUAAUGAUCCGUGGCCGAAAGGAAUACCUGACUUUGUGUGAAGUGGAAGUCUUCGGGGUUAAAACAGAUUGCGGGGAUCUCCCAGUUUAACCAUUUCAUCCUCUUGGUUACCAUUGUUAGAUGAAAGCCUGCCUUGGACUCCAAAGGAAUUGUGAUGAUUGAUAUCAGAAGACGAACCCACCACAAGGCCUAUAUGCCUAUAGAUACAUGUUUAUUAUUUGAGACUGCAAACCGU